AUGGUCGCAGAAUACCUGACCGUCCGGAACCUCACACCAACAACACUAAUAUUGAACCAUGUUGAUCGGUUCCUGGUCCUUAACGUCCUAAAAUGCGACACUAAACAGGUGAAAAAUGAAUUGAAGAACAGUGUGACCGGAUCUGCAGCAGUUGCAGACACCUCGACGCAGAAUUCCGAUCCUUUUGUUAGACAGGACGUGUCAAUUCGGAUCGAACCCUUCCACUCUGUGAAAACGGAUAUCCGGGCUUUCGACAAGUCAGAUAAGGAGCGUUUGCAGCUGAUAUUUGAAGCGGAAGGCGAGAAUCAUCAAAUUCAAAUCACUGCACCCACUUUGGAGUCCGCCACAUCGAAACCGCUUGUUGACAGUCCCCGUUUCCGAUUUACUGGAAUUUAUAUAAUCCCGGAAUCACACCUUGCGAUAUACCCCUGUGCCAACCUCAAUGCUUGGAUGCGCGAGUUCACUGAUGAAACGUAUCUUUCUGCCCUUUCUAUUCCCGGUACGCAUAAUUCCUCAGCAUACCAUUUAGCUGCACCCUCAGUCCGUUGCCAGGCUGUCAGCUCUCGGGAACAACUAGAAAAUGGCAUUCGAUUUUUUGAUAUUCGGGUGCAGCCCCGAUUCCCUAACGAACCAAGCGAGGACAAACUGCUGCUUGUCCAUGGCGUAUUCCCAAUCUCCUUUUCGGGACCCAAAUACUUCCGCGACCUCGUUAGCGAAGUUGAAUCAUUCAUCACGGAAAACCCUUCUGAAACUCUCAUUAUGUCUGUGAAGCGGGAAGGGCCGGGGAACCACACUGAUGAGCAACUUAGUCGCAUUCUCUGGGACCACUACGCGUAUGACGGGAGUAAGUGGUACACGGAGCCUCGUGUCCCAACACUUGGCGAAUCCCGGGGCAAGAUCGUGCUGAUCCGGCGGUUCGGUUUAGAGGAGCGGUUGAAGAAAGAAUGGGGAGGAUUGGGCUGGGGCAUUGAUGCUGAAGACUUGCCAGAUAACACCCCAUUUGCAGUUUGUCCAAGCGGAGAUUUAUUCAUUCAGGACUUCUACCGGGUACUUGAUAGAACGAUGAUUCCGCGGAAAAUAGACUAUGUUAAUUCUCAAUUUGAAAGGGCGGCGGAGCUGCGCUAUCCAUUUGGCGUCAUCGGAAAAGAAAGAGUUAAUAAUGAUGAUCGUGGAGAUCACAGAGUUCCGUUUUAUAUAAAUUUCCUAAGCGCGAGCAACUUUUGGAAUGUUACGACUUGGCCGGAGAAGAUUGCGGCAAGAGUGAAUCCUGCGGCGGUGGAUUAUUUGUGUCGCAAGCAUCAUGGGAAGAAAGGGGAUUGGUCUACGGGAAUUGCAGUGUGCGAUUGGGUUGGAUUAGACGGGGACUGGGACCUCGUGAGGUGUAUCGUUGGUAUGAACUCCAGGCUCAUGAUGCAGCAGAGAUAA
This is a messenger RNA of Histoplasma capsulatum G186AR, 1425 nucleotides long. Its product is annotated as phosphatidylinositol phospholipase C. The transcript has a single exon. Lineage: Eukaryota; Fungi; Ascomycota; Eurotiomycetes; Onygenales; Ajellomycetaceae. Bases 1 to 1425 code for a protein of 474 amino acids. The record is from RefSeq and is a predicted model, not a curated record. Gene Ontology annotation, biological process: lipid metabolic process. Gene Ontology annotation, molecular function: phosphoric diester hydrolase activity.